This is a messenger RNA of Aspergillus viridinutans, 4686 nucleotides long. RefSeq names its product Rieske [2Fe-2S] domain protein. The transcript has 6 exons. The coding region runs from base 1 to 4686 and encodes 1561 amino acids. Gene Ontology annotation, molecular function: 2 iron, 2 sulfur cluster binding; catalytic activity; protein binding. Lineage: Eukaryota; Fungi; Ascomycota; Eurotiomycetes; Eurotiales; Aspergillaceae. Gene Ontology annotation, biological process: nucleoside metabolic process. The record is from RefSeq and is a predicted model, not a curated record.
AUGGAUGGGAGAAGUGUUUGGUAUGAAGAGGAUACUGAGACAAGCUUGUAUCACCCUCCAAAGCGACAAAAGACUGUCCACCUUGACAGUUCAUCCACCCCACGGCACGAAGAUUAUACCAUCGCCUGGGUCUGCGCGCUGCACAUAGAGAUGGCAGCAGCUCGGGCCAUGCUGGAUGAGGUCCACGAAUCCCUACCCAGGCAUGCAGAGGACAGCAACACCUAUGUACUGGGAAGCAUCAAGCAGCACAAUGUUGUCAUUGCGUGCUUGCCAGCAGCCCAGUGUGGAACGAACAACGCGGCGAAUGUCAUGACCAAUAUAAAGCGAACCUUCUCCGCUAUCCGCGCGGGCUUGCUGGUCGGGAUUGGUGGCGGCGUGCUGAGCAAGGGUGAUGUGCGCUUAGGUGACGUUGUCGUUGGAACAAGGGUGAUGCAGUAUGAUCUUGGGAAAGUCGUUGGAAAUGGACAGCUCCGACGAACAGCAAUCCCUAGGAUUCCUCCCCAUUUGCUUGGGACAGCUGUAUCUGCCCUCCGUUCGAAACAUGAGCUGAACCCCAGUCGGGUCCCAUCCAUCCUACGGCUGAAGCUGGAAGGACACCCUGAAUACGGUCGCCCAAGCUCCCCGGAUCGACUUUUCCACGCGACGUAUGAGCAUGAAUCCACAACGGCCAGCUGUGAUGGGUGUGACCAGUUGAAGCUGGUUCCACGAAGCAGACGGAUGUCGGACAAUAUCAUGAUUCAUUACGGCGCGAUCGCCUCAGGGAACCAAGUCAUGAGAAGCGGCACUACCCGGGACAACAUUGCUCGAGAAUUAGAUGUCAUAUGUUUUGAAAUGGAGGCUGCUGGACUGAUGGACAUUCUCCCUUGUCUCCCAAUUCGGGGAAUAUGCGAUUACUCAGAUUCUCACAAGAGCAAGGAAUGGCAGAGGUAUGCUGCAGCAACCGCGGCCGCAUACGCCAGGGAAUUACUCGAGGAGCUACCCGUGGCCAAAGCGCAUGCAAAAUUUACCUGCAUGCCCAAUACUCAUCAAUGUUCAUUGCAAGAACACCGUUGGCGCUUGCUGGAUUGCCUUAGGUUCGCGCAAAUGGAUGCUCGGAAAUCAACUGUCAGAACCGCCCUCGCCAAAACAUGUCGAUGUGGCAAGCCUGGCGCGGGCAAGUCGACCAUCAUGAAGUUCACAUACUCAAGUAUGAAGAGCAAAUCCCGCAACAAGGAUGUUAUCACUGCUUCCUUUUUCUUCAACGCUCGAGGCGAAUAUCUGGAAAAGUCAAUCUCAGGGAUGUACCAAUCAUUGCUGCUCCAGCUGCUUGAAGGGUACCCUGAUCUCCAGGCGGUUUUAGAUGACCCUGACAUUAAUUCUCAGAAUCAGAAUGGAUGCCCUUCCUUGGACGUUCUUAAGGGCCUCUUUCGCAGCGCAGUUUCCACCCUCGGUCAACGUUCCUUUAUGUGCUUCAUCGAUGCUCUCGAUGAGUGUGGCGAACAACAAGUUGUGGACAUGGUCCAAUACUUUGAAGAGCUGGCAGAACAAUGCACGAAUAUAGGCGUCCUACUCCGGAUCUGUUUCUCCAGUCGACAUUAUCCCUACAUAGUUAUUCGACGGGGAGUCCGACUUACACUGGAGGACCAGUCAGGUCAUGGCAACGACUUGGCAACCUUCGUCGCAAGCCGCCUCCAAAUCAAAGAUCCUGUACUUCUCGAAGACCUGCAAAGUCAACUUCUCAGGAAAGCUGCGGGUGUUUUCAUGUGGGUAGUCCUAGUCGUCGAUAUCCUGAACAAGGAAUAUCGGCAUAAUGGACUGGCUUUGAGAAACAGACUCGCGGAACUACCUAGCGAUUUAAGCGAGCUGUUCAAGGACAUCCUGAGACGCGAUAAGGAGAAUAUGGUGGGUCUCCGUCUUUGCAUCCUUUGGAUUCUACUUGCAAAACGGCCUUUGCAACCGCAGGAGUUCUACCAUGCUCUCUGGUCUGGUUUGGCACUAGAAGAUCAGGCUGAUGAGCAAAUCCCUGAUGUCGGCGUCCCAGGUGCCUCAGGCAGCCUUAGCAGACUCAACAGAUGUGUUAUCAGCAACUCAAAAGGUCUUGCUGAGGUCACAAAAUCUAAGCAACCAACGGUUCAAUUCAUCCAUGAAUCCGUCCGAGACUUCCUCGUCAAAGAAAGGGGUCUACAUGAAUUGUGGCCUGACCUUGGAUUUGACUGGGAGAGCUCAAGCCAUGAGACACUCAAAAAAUGUUGCGACUCAUACUUGAAUCAUACCUCAGUGCGUGUGUCUGUUAGUAAGGUGCUGUCACACAGACAUGACCUGCAAUCAGGCAUGUUAAAUGAGUACCCGUUUUUGGAGUAUGCCAGUCAGCAUGUUCUCUAUCACGCCAACGCUGCGGCCGGAGCAGUUCCUCAAGACGAGUUCUUAUCUUCUUUUUCCAUGUCCCACUGGAUCAGUGUCAACAAUAUUUUUGAAAAGUUCAAGGUUCGUGGAUACAGCUCAAAUGCGAGUCUCUUCUAUAUCCUCGCGGACAAAGGAUUCCCGGAGCUCAUCCGCACAAGACUCAAAAAGGAUCCGCAUAUUCAUGUUUCUGGAGAGAGAUACGGAUAUCCGCUGUUUGCUGCUUUGGCCAACGGUGACAAAGACGUUGUUGCUACUGUUCUAGAAUCGCCGUCAAGUGCGUGCAGUGAAGUUGAUACCGAUGGCCUGAACUACAGGAAAGACUUGAAACAAUACGCAAAACGAACACCACUAUCCUGGGCUGCGCAGGAAGGUCGAAUAAGCAUUGUCAAGCUGCUUCUCCAGACGGAGACGACCGUUGAUGGCAUGGAUGCGAAGUGCAGAACACCACUCUCACGGGCCUCGGAGAACGGGCAUGAGGCAGUGGCUGAGCUGCUUAUUAGCAAGGGAGCAGAUGUCAAUGCCAAGGAUAAUAAAGGAUGGACCCCACUCUUCCAUGCCUCAGAGAAGGGCCAUGAGCUGGUAGCUAAGCUACUUAUUGACAAGGGUGCAGAUAUCAAUGAAAUGGCAGAUGGCAGCGCUCAUCGGCUCCAGAUCAAGGUCAAGUCCGACAGCCGUCCGGUGUCGUAUACGGAAGACGGUCUCAUAUUUGAGGAAGGGACUCAUCUCCCGGUCGAUGUAGUUGUCUAUGCCACCGGAUUUACAGGGAACUUCCGGGACUCGGUGCAAGAAUACUUUGGCGAGGAGAUCCACACGCAGGUGGAGGAUGAUUGGGGCAUUAACCAGGACGGCGAUGUCAAGGGCGCUAUGUACCUACUGGAUAUCCGGGUCUAUGGUAUGUGGGAGGAGGGAUGGGCCAAUCUGGCGACAACUGGAAAGGAGGCGAGAAAGAUGAAGGCUAUUCAGCUCGGCCAGCUGUCCGAUUUCAAGCAAUCGCGCUAUGUAAUUCAUCUCUCCGACGGCAAGCGUCUGGUGUUGUUCCGCUUGCCGACUAUCGAGUCUUCCAAAGGCAGCAGCCCGGCGGCAAAUGAAACGGAGGAUGGCUGGUGCUAUUAUGCCAUGGAGGCCGAAUGUCCUCAUGCUGGAGGGCCUAUGGAAGACUCCCACGUCGAUAUUGAGGAUUCCGCCUACAUUGCCUCGUGUCCGUGGCAUGCGUACGACUUUAAUGUCGAGACGGGGGAGUCGAGUGUGGGCAUCAAAGCAUGCACUUUUCCUGUGAAGUUUGGUGAUGGUCAGGUCACUGUGCAGUAUCCGGGCGAUGGUUCUCUGGUGCGACUCGACCCCGUCAGCGAGAAGAUCAAGCUCAAGAAAGGCUCUGCCUCGGAUCGUCCAACCGUACAGCCCCUGUCGCAACAGACGACACCGGCCAAGUACCUUGAUGAGGAUGCCACAUUAUGUGACUGGGCCGCUCAUAUCCUGAAUACCUCAAAUCACGAACACAAGAUCGAACUGACUGCUCACUUGUACGCUACAUUCACCGAAAGAGAGAAGACCGCUUCGCCGAUGCCGAUUGGCAGUGGCUCGGUCACGCCUCCUGAUCAACCACCACGUGACGGGUUGUUGACUGUGGAACCUCGAUCGAUGCCCCGCGCGGGAAAAGGUGGAACGCUGAAAAGCCGCAUUGCGAUGCUGCAUGCGCUGGCCAACAUCGAACUCUGGGCGAUCGAUCUCGCCGUCGACAUCUGUAUCCGGUUCGCAGCCUUUCAAACGCAGCCGCAAGCGGGAGACACUCCCCGGGGCCUCCCUCGAACGUAUUUCCACGAUUGGCUGAAGGUGGCCAACGAUGAAGCUAAGCAUUUCUCCCUCCUUCGCACACGAAUGGAAGAGAUGGGCUCCUACUUUGGUGCAUUGCCCGUGCAUCAUGGUCUGUGGGAUUCCGCAACGGCCACAGCUCAUGAUCUGCGAGCCCGGAUUUCCGUCAUUGCACUGGUACAUGAGGCUCGCGGCCUCGACGUCAAUCCCAUGACAAUCGACAAGUUUCGUCGGGUGGGGGACACCGAAAGUGUUGAGGCGCUUGAGAUUAUUCACAACGACGAGAUCACCCAUGUAACGACGGGGCAUCGCUGGUUGACCUGGAUCUGUCAGCAAGAAGGCACGGACCCAAUCCACGUCUUCCGCACUAAUGCACAGAAGCAUUUUCGAGGGGCCUUGAAGGAACCAUUCAACCAUGAGGCGAGGACGCAGGCCGGCCUGAAUCGGCAAUACUAUGAGAAUUUGAUGGGACAAAGUGACAUUGCUGUCAACUGA